AUGGCAUCUAAAAUUUUUUUUUCGAUCAAUAAAAGUCAAGAAAGAUCCGUGGGAGAUGGCACCGAAACUUUGCUUUUGGAUACAAUCAAUAAGAUUCUUGGUAAACUAUUUUUGAAACAGUAUAUCCAUUUUUACUUGAAGAUAUGAUUUGCACUUUGGCGUCGAUGGGUAAGGAAAAGAAGAAAUGAGGCAUGAUUUCGAGAAAGCACGUACUGCUGUCUUGAUACAGUCGCUCCUGUGAGUUAUUCUCUUAUUCAAGGUUGGACUUUUUUUCAGUAUUUCUCUUUUUUUAACCGAUUUUUAUCAUUUAGAAAAGUUCUUGACGCAGCAAAUGAAGGAUAUGCCGAAAACUAUCGAGUCAAAAGCUUACAGUAACAUUUUUUUAAGGGAACUUAGUGUCAAUCUGAUUGUUUAACUUAAUUUUUCUUUUUUUCAAAACUUCUUUCAUUUUUCAUUUCGAGCCUCCCUCCUUUAUUUUUUCUAAUUUGAACUUUUUAAAAGAUCAUCUACGAGCUUACAAUCGGUUUACUUUUUCUGUUUUUUUAUUGAACCUACUCUUUUUGUUAGUCACAUUUUUUUCCUAUCAAAAAAAUAAACGAUACACAUGUUUUUUUCGUCAUAUUGUCCUUUUCUAUUCUUACUUCUCACUCUUUUCGCCUCAAUUCAAUUUUUUUUUUCUUCUUCAGAUUUGUACAUACUUUCCGUUUACUUCGAAUUCGAAAAUGUAUCAUCAAUUAUUUGGAAAAUUUCUUUAAUGCUCUCAAGUUUUCAUUUUAAUAUAUAUUGUUUAAAUUAAAUAAAAAGUAAAGAAGGUUGAUAAAGACCGAUAUGUUAUCAUGUACAACACAAUAAAAGUAUGAAGCAUAGAAAGCAAAUCAAGAAAAAAAAGCCCAAUCGAGCUAAAAAUUUUUUUUGAAAGAGCGACAUAGCAGCGAGAUGUGAGCGACCUUGCGCCGAGAGGCGAGCGAUAUAGCUCGCGGCUCCCCCGCGAUAUAGCGUUUCUCUCGCUGCGACCUCGUCCGUAAAACUGGGUGUAAUAACUUUCUAAAAAAAAACCUUAACAACUCCAAUACGGCACCGCCCAAAGGCGCACGCAACUUUUUUACAAAAACGUUUUAAAGAGUCUCUUUUUUUAUUGAUCUCGUGGGGUUAAUGAAAGCGUUUGCUUUCUUUAACGUGCACUUCGUUUCUCUGUUGAACACUCUUUUUUUAUCUUCAUACAUAUUUUUAGAUUUUUUUAGAAAAUCUCAAUAAUGAAUAGAUUACUAAUUGAAAAUUUUUUUCAAAUUCUUUCAAUUUUUGUGGCUGUAUUUAGUUCGCUCCAUUUUCUUUCGCAGUUAAACUUUUUCGCCUCCACCUUGCCUCGAGUCAUACUUCUCUGCUAUGUAACUAUUUUAUAUUUGCAGACAUUAGAAGAAAUAUUGUUAUCCAUCGGAUGUUUACUCCACAACAAUCUUCUAAUUCUCGUAAUGGCGCUGAUGUAGUUCUGACGAGUGAAAGACAAGUUAUUUUCUUGAAUUCAUGUCGAAAAGUUGGUUUUGUUUAGUUUUUUUGUUUACAAUUGUUUGCUUACAGAUUUUCAUUCAACGCGACUAUUCUAGAGGGCUCAAUGUAAGUUUUGAAACGGAAUACCCAACAAAGCUCACGGGAAUGGUAAAUCAUAUAUUUCCUCUGCUUGUUUCUAAUUGAGUUGACAGAUUUCUCGGGAUGUUUGGGAGAACACUAUAAUGCGAAUUAACAAAAUCUUCGAAGAUGCCGAAUCGGUAACAAAUUCUUCAUUAAAAUAAGUAAUUAUUUAUUUCAGGUUUCGUGCACUACCGUUUUUGAAACGUUGCUUGGUUGCAUUACUUGUUAUUGCUCUAGACUAGUGACGAAGUCCUUAUAUGAAAAGAAACUUUAUGAGUUACAGGUGAAGAAAACUUUUACCAUUUCAAGAAAAAAUUGGUUUCAGGAGUUUUUGGAUCGCGAAAACGAAGACACCUAUCAUUAUGCGGGCGUUCAUAUUUUGAAUCCUAUGGAAAGAGGAUUACGGGUGGUAUGUUUCAUUUUUUCGAGAUUUUUAUGACUUUGACGGUUAGGUUUAUAUCUCUUUUCUUAUAAGUAAUGUCAAAGAAAGAGAGUUUUCCAUUGCUGAAAAAUUGUAUUCAGGUGAAUAAGAGAAAAAAAACAUCAAAUUAUCAGGUUUUUCUAUUAUAUUUUAUCUCCUCCUCUGUAUACACACAGUAUUAUUUAAAAAUCUUUAAAAUAAUGUUCUACAAGUUUCGAAAUUUAUCAGUUUUUUUUUUUGAACUCUCACUGCUAUGAUAAUUGUGCAAAAGAUCUGAAAUGGGAGAAUAGCAGGCAUAACUAUGACUUUCGAAUAGAUAUUGAAGUGGCAAAACGUCAAAAUGAGAGUUAGAAAAUGACCGGCUUUUCACAACCUCAAAUCUUGAAAACGUGUCAUCGCAACAUCAUUCGAGCUUAUUUGACUGAAUUGGGCAUCUUAAGUAGACUACUGAGAACACUAAUUUACCCAGGAGUUAGUCUUAAUUUUUCGGUUUCCAGAUUGAAAUAUCCUUACUGAACACCUCCGAAGAACCGCUGCUCUCACGGCCGGAUGGAGGCGUUUCGCCACGACAGGGACUCACGACGCCGCUCGCUCCCACCACCCGAACCAUGUGA
This is a messenger RNA of Caenorhabditis auriculariae, 2661 nucleotides long. NCBI's taxonomy places the organism in Eukaryota, Metazoa, Nematoda, Chromadorea, Rhabditida, Rhabditidae. The record is from the annotation of a GenBank genome assembly.